This is a messenger RNA of Chionomys nivalis (European snow vole), 1447 nucleotides long. It is a transcript of the gene Acyp2, whose product is annotated as acylphosphatase 2. The record is from RefSeq and is a predicted model, not a curated record. The transcript is spliced from 4 exons. NCBI's taxonomy places the organism in Eukaryota, Metazoa, Chordata, Mammalia, Rodentia, Cricetidae. Gene Ontology annotation, molecular function: acylphosphatase activity. The coding region runs from base 50 to 427 and encodes 125 amino acids.
CGGCGCUCGCGUCCCGGGCCGUCGCCGCCGGGCACCCGUGCCAGCGCCCAUGAGCCUCCUCCGCGCAGCCGCCGUCGCCGCCGGGCCCGCGCCGCACACUCCGAUCCGGUUGCUCGCGAGAAACCUGGCCGCCAUGGCGGAGCCGCUCAAGUCUGUGGAUUACGAAGUGUUCGGGAGAGUGCAGGGUGUUUGCUUCAGAAUGUACACAGAAGGAGAAGCUAAGAAAAUGGGAGUGGUUGGCUGGGUGAAGAACACAAGCAAGGGCACCGUGAUGGGUCAAGUGCAGGGUCCCGAAGAAAAGGUGAAUUCCAUGAAGGCCUGGCUGAGCAAGGUUGGGAGCCCUAGUUCUCGCAUCGACCGGGCAGACUUUUCUAAUGAAAAAACCAUCUCUAAACUAGACUACUCUAACUUUAGUAUUCAUUAUUAAUGGAAGAAAAAUAACAAUUGUAAUGCCUACAUUGCAGAAGAUAAAACAUAUUCUUAAAUUUGUAGUAGUAGGAUUAAAAAUGGAAACUUUCUGUUCUGGAAACCUCAGAAUUAUAUGUUACUAAAAUGUCUGAAAUUGAAAAAAAAAUGUUACCCACGUAUGUUUUUAGCAAGCAGAAGCCAAGUAUUAUAAAAUAAAAUGUUGCUGUAAAAUAUCUGCUGUGAAGAUUCAAGUGAAACCUUGUCUUAUGGAGGGAGUCACUAACUUCAGAAAACAUUGUAGUGUAUACAUGUUAUUCAGCUAGACAUAAAAUAAAGUUAACUAUCUAAAAUUAUCUUUAGAUAUUGUUGCCUAAUAAGGUGAAUUUUAAUGUUAUCUGAAAAUAAUUUACUACUAAAGUUGAGUAAUUUGUAUUCUUAUUGAAGUCUUAGAAUGGCUAAAAAAAAUUUGUGUGAUGAUCACUGUAACCAGAAAGUAACAGCAAUAAAGAGUUAGUGUGUAAAAUUCUUGUGAAAUCCAGGCCUGAUUCGGGACUAAGCUGGAGCUACUUGGCAUGUUCAACCUCACUGUUCUGUGGAGUUGGAGAGGCAGGCUGGGUGACAACCGCUAGAAGACCCUGCUUCAGUCUAGGAAGCUUCAAGAUUCACAUCUGCUCCCUUCAGCUGCAAUCCUUUGACUAAAAACACUGAGAGUCUAAAUGAGUCACCUAAACUUGGACUAUCAUUUGGGGUCUUCAAAUGAUAAUCAGCCAACAUAAUAUUUGAAGGAGGGGAUUAGUUUCUAUACUAUGGAAUUAUAAUAUUGAAUAAGAAAGACCUUUAAUAGAAAAUAGUAUUUCAAAUGUGCAUAUAAUACAUAUGUUCUUCAAUGAUUUCUUUAUUGUGUUUCGAGAUUGGGUUGCUCUGUGUUGCUCUAGCUGUCCUGGAACUUGCUCUGUAGACCAAGUUGGCCUCAAACUCAGAGAGCCACCUGCCUCUGCCUCUCAAGUACCGGGAUUAAAGAUGUGUGCCACCACCGCAA